AUGGGCCUGCGGCUGGAUCGGGUCAGAAAUGAAGACGUCAGGACGGCUAUGCAAACAAUCCCAGUUCAACCGAAGAUGAGAGAGCAGCGCCUGCGAUGUUUAGGGCACGUGCUAGGAGAAUCACAGAGCCUUCCCACAACGGAGGCAAUGGAGAUCGAGGCUUGGGGUAAGCGACCACGAGGAGCUCUAAAGAAGAGAUGGCUGGACGUGAUCAAGAAGGACCUCGCCAAAAACGGGGUGACGGCAAAAAAUGCCGUAGAUAGAAUGAAAUUAGACGGCUGA
This is a messenger RNA of Haemonchus placei, 282 nucleotides long. The record is from the annotation of a GenBank genome assembly. Lineage: Eukaryota; Metazoa; Nematoda; Chromadorea; Rhabditida; Trichostrongylidae.